Carya illinoinensis is the source of this 3209-nucleotide messenger RNA. RefSeq lists its product as uncharacterized. Lineage: Eukaryota; Viridiplantae; Streptophyta; Magnoliopsida; Fagales; Juglandaceae. The transcript is spliced from 2 exons. Bases 393 to 2084 code for a protein of 563 amino acids. The record is from RefSeq and is a predicted model, not a curated record.
AUGAUUAUACACCACGCGACAUAAUGCCAACCCGACCCCACUUUCUCACCAACAUGAUUUGCAUUAACAAAUUGCAAUGAAAUUCCUCCACCCACCCACAAACACAUAUAAAAAUUCCAGUUUCCAAACAUCCAAGAGCAAGUUGCAACGCAUAGCAAGGAGGCUCGAAGGGAGAAGGAAAGGCGGCUUCAAGAACUACAAAAUAUCAUUGCAUAUUAUUAUUAUUAUAAUUCAGGGCAGCAUAGUGGGGGCCCAACACCAUGAUUUGAUGCUGAAGGUGGGAGGGGAGGUCACGGAACCAUAUCCCACUCUCGGUUCCAGAGGCCUCGGAGAUCAAGGCCUCGUGAGCUAUUCUUUUUAAGGUUCUAUUGCAUGUGAGAGAGCCUCUCGCGAUGAUGUUUGGGUGCAAGUGCUUAUAUUGGAACGCAGUCACCGAUUUCUCGCCGGCUUCUUCGCCCGAGCCCUUCUCGCUGCCUGCUCCGGUUCCCAAAUGGCCUGAAGGUGGAAGUUUUUCCUCUGGAAAAAUAAUUUUGGGAGCAUUAGAAGUUAUUAAGGUCUCCAGGUUUGAGUUCAUUUGGGGCUACAACCCGGCACAAGACAAGAAGGGUGUUGCAUUUUAUAAACCGGUGGAUAUACCUGAUGGGUUCUAUUGCCUUGGCCACUACUGCCAACCUAACAACCAGCCAUUACGAGGAUUUGUUCUUGUGGCUCGGGAAGUAGUUACUUCUUGCGACCCCGAUAAGUCACCAGCUCUUCAAGAGCCCCUUGAUUAUGCCUUAGUAUGGACUCCUGAUGAUGGAAGCCAGGAAAAGUACGGUGCAUGUGGUUAUGUUUGGCUUCCUCAGCCACCUAAGGGUUACAAGCCCAUGGGCUAUUUGGUUACCAGCAAGCCAGACAAGCCUGAGCUGGAUGCAGUAAGAUGUGUUCGAGCUGAUCUAACCGACAAAUGUGAAGUUUACCGCCCAAUACUUAAUUCUAGUUCUAAAUCUCCAAAUUUCCCAUUUGAAGUUUGGGACAUGAGACCCUGCCACCGGGGAAUGUUGGGGAGAGGAGUUCCUGUAGGUACAUUUUUCUGCUGUAGCCACUGGGAUGCUGGAGAAGAGCUUCAUAUUGCAUGCUUGAAGAAUCUAAAUCCUAUUUUAGCUGCAAUGCCAACCCAUGAGCAGAUUCAUGCACUAAUUCACCACUAUGGACCUACCGUAUUUUUUCAUCCAGAAGAGGUCUUCUUGCCAUCUUCUGUUUCAUGGUUUUUCAAAAAUGGAGCACUGUUGUUCAGAGCUGGAAUUUUGGAUGGUGAAGCUAUUGAUGAUAGUGGCUCAAAUUUGCCGGGUGGGGGAGUGAAUGACGGGGAGUUUUGGAUUGACAUGCCAUGUGAUGAUCAGAGAGAGAGUGUCAAACAUGGAAACUUGGAAAGUGCAAAACUUUAUGUUCACGUGAAGCCUGCUUUUGGUGCUACUUUUACUGACAUUGCAAUGUGGGUUUUCUGCCCCUUCAAUGGGCCUGCUACACUAAAAGUUGGGUUAGUGAAUAUUGCUCUUAGCAAGAUUGGAGAGCAUGUGGGUGACUGGGAGCAUUUUACACUCCGUAUAUGUAACUUCACCGGGGAGCUUUGGAGUAUAUACUUCUCACAGCACAGUGGCGGUAAGUGGGUGGAUGCUUAUGAUUUGGAGUAUAUGGAGGGAAAUAGGGCCGUUGUUUACUCAUCAAAAAGUGGUCAUGCAAGCUUCCCUCAUCCUGGAGUCUAUCUCCAGGGGUCCUCCAAGCUGGGGAUUGGAGUAAGGAAUGAUUGUGCCCGAAGUAACUUGUAUGUCAAUUCAAGCGUCCAUUAUGAACUUGUUGCAGCAGAGUAUCUUGGAGAUGGGCUUGUUACGGAACCUUUUUGGUUGCAGUUUAUGAGAAAGUGGGGUCCAACCAUCAUCUACGAUUCAAGAACUGAACUGGAUAAGAUAAUCAAUAUUUUGCCUGCGAUGCUUCGAUAUUCAGUGGAGAACAUAUUUGAUAAGUUUCCGGUGGAGCUGUAUGGGGAGGACGGUCCUACUGGGCCAAAGGAGAAGAACAACUGGGUGGGAGAUGAAAGAUGGUAGAAUUUUCGGAGAACCACUUUAAUUGACUAUUGGUUCUUCAUUGCCUGCACGUUUUGUUCAUGUAUGUACACGGGUAGCCAGUUUUGUUUUGAAGGCUGGUCUUAUUUUGCCGAAGGUACAUUUUUCAUUCUUGUAUAUGUACUUUUAGAUAGGAUUGCUUAGUGCUCCCAUUUGAGCAGUGGAUCCUUUGCUAGAAGAGGGGGAGGGGUAAAUGAAGUAGAAGUUAGGAAUUUUUCUUUUAGUGGACCUACAUGGUUCAUGUGGUUAUAAAUGAGCAAUUCCCAUGAAGUAUGAUCAAUGCUGUAAUAUGAUCGGGCCAUCGACACGUCUCUUGAAGCAUGUAAUUUUGGGUAGGUCACGCUGCAAUAAAAUGGUAUGGGUUUAAAAUUUUUGUGCAGAGACGCGCUUUAAAGGUUCUGGUUUAAUUCCACUUAAUAUGAUGGGUCAAGAAGGAAUGUUGGGAUCACCAUUCCUAAGCACUUUGUACAAACAUAUCUCAUGACUUUGUCAGAUAGGUAAGACUUUAAGGCUAGGGUUCUGUACGUGGAAGACAAGCAACUAUUGCACUUUACGACAUCCAUGACUGCAGGCUUACUUUACUAUAUUCUUCAAGCUUUGACAUGGUUCAGGCUUUGACAUGGGGUCUUGAAGAAAUAAAUUUCUGAAAUCCAACAGUAGAUUAUUUCAUGAAGUUGAUCUCCAAGAUGUAGUCUUUUGGUUCGUUCAGUGCUGUAGAGAUGGGUGGUGGAUGUUAUGCGUACAAUUGAAUCAGAAGAUUAAUUUCAAGUAGUUGCAAUAUGUGGAUCAGGAUCAGGAUCAGGAGUCUACAUGCCCCACCUGACAUGCAGGGGCUCGGGCCACCUGCCCAAGGAAGCGGGGCGGCCACUGCCCGUGACCCUGUUCAAAUUUCCUGCAAUCCGGGUAGGGUAUUGCAUGGAUCCCUAUGCCUAAUGUAUUAUGUGUAUAUCAGAAUCAUCCAGAUGUUGUGAGAGGUUUUUGCAAUGACUGGGAGUUGAGAGAAUCAUUUCGUCUGGGUUGGCAAACAUAUUGGCAUGCCAAUUGUAAACCAUUUGUUUGUUUUGAGUCCGGUUAUGGUGAAACUUGAAUUUUGAUUUCGACUGAAAA